CCUAACCCACCCCUCUUUCUUUAUAUACUCAUUCUUCAUCUUUAAAGACCAUCAUCUCUCUCUCUCACCCCAUGUGAUUCAACAGCAAAACCUUAGUGAAAACCCGGUGAAGCAAAGAACGAUGGCUUCUUCAGCAAGAAACUAUCAGUUGGUAAUCAUUCUGGUCAUGUUAACUUUUCUUAUAACUUCAUCUUCCGGUCAAGAACCUGAAUCCUCUCUCCUCCUCAAGUUCAAGUCUUCACUCGCAAACACCACCUUUCUUAGCAACUGGAAUGCAGCGGUGCCGCUUUGCGGUAGCAACAUUUCCUACUGGUACGGAUUGAUUUGCUACAACGGCAUAUUCAUCGGUCUCCAGCUCGAAAACAUGGGAUUAUCAGGGGAUCUUGACGUUGACGCUCUUUCCCAAUUAACUUCUUUACGUACUAUAAGUGUUAUGAACAAUAACUUUGAAGGGCCAUUGCCGGACGUGAGGAAACUUACAGGACUGAGAGGUUUGUUCUUAUCUAAUAACCGUUUCUCCGGUGAGUUGCCGGAUGAUGCUUUCGCCGGGAUAAAGUCAAUUAGGAGAAUUUUAUUGGCGAACAAUGGGUUUACGGGCAAGAUUCCAACGUCAUUAGUGGCAAUUCCAAAGCUUAUUGAGUUGCAGCUACAAGACAACAAGUUUGAUGGUACAAUACCUGCAUUUGCUCAGCCGGAUUUAGUAUUAGACUUUGCAAAUAAUAGACUUGAAGGUCCCAUACCACCUCUACUUAGCAACCUAAGCUUAAGGUCAUUUGAAGGAAAUUUGGACCUAUGUGGAAAGCCAAUGCCACCAUGUCUACCGUCAAAGGUUGAGGAACGAAAACUUUCAAAGAAGAAUGGAAUCAGAUAUAGAUCUAUCUAAUUGUUGAAAUAAAUAUGCUAUCUGUUUUUCUGAAUUAUGAAUAAUUGGGUAUGAAUAUGUUUUAGUGAAGUCAUUGAAUGGAAUUUUGUUUAGAUCUGUUUUCUUGAAUAGAUCAAUUAUGCAGCUAUAUAUUAUGAAUCAACACAGACAACUACGAUAUUUUAUAACCGUGUUCGCAACU
Molecule: messenger RNA, 1064 nt
Organism: Lycium ferocissimum
Lineage: Eukaryota; Viridiplantae; Streptophyta; Magnoliopsida; Solanales; Solanaceae
Product: pollen receptor-like kinase 4
Exons: 2
Coding region: 122-883 (253 amino acids)
Molecular function (GO): protein binding
Source: RefSeq, a predicted model, not a curated record